AUGGUCAAGGCUGGUACUGUUGUUGGUUAUUACAAGCAGCUACCGCAGGAAAUAGCACAGGUUAUGGGAAUGGCAAGCUGGUGGCGAUGUACAGAGUUGGCUGGUGCAGUUGUGCAAUAUAGAGAUGAUGCUGCUGAGAGCUGGAGAUUUCUAAGAUCUAGUGAUCUUAGACAUCUCCAGAAACAGGUAGCCAAGUUGACCUCCGAUGUUUGGUAUUAUCAGAAGAAGUUCGACAGGUUGAUGAACGUGACUGUUCAUAACGAAUACCAAAUCUCUCUUGAAUCUGUUCAUAAUGCAGAUCUUGUGAAGCAGAUGGCUUCUCUCCGUAAAGAAUAUGACGAAGCUCUUAAAUGGAAAGAGGAUCUCAUCUUAAAGCAAAAGGAGGAUAUUUCCUUAGUUGAGAAAUGCCUCUCAGCCCAAGAAGUUAUCCAUAAAAAGUAUCAUGCAGAUUUCGAAGAUGCCUAUGCUUCUUUGGAUAAGGUUACUGCAGAGCGUAAUGUUUUGUCUUCCGAGAUUGGAAGUGUAGAGAAUAUGUACCAAGUUUUAUCCUCUGAGAAUGCUUCGCUCCGGAUUGAUGUUGAGGAUCUUCGGACUGAACAAGAUACCCUUGAGGAGGAUCUUGAAGCUGUUGAGGUUGACCUUGCUGAGGCCCGACAUAGUUUAGAAGAAUCCCUUAGCCAUGCCGGAGGUCUUCAGGAACAGCUUGUUGGUGUGAAUGCUAAGAUUAACCGUCUUGAGGGCUAG
Molecule: messenger RNA, 744 nt
Organism: Papaver somniferum (opium poppy)
Lineage: Eukaryota; Viridiplantae; Streptophyta; Magnoliopsida; Ranunculales; Papaveraceae
Exons: 4
Coding region: 1-744 (247 amino acids)
Source: RefSeq, a predicted model, not a curated record